GAUCGCAGCGCGGAGCCCGGCGCCCGAGCGCGAGAAACCGCCGCCGCCGCCCGCCUGGCCCCGCAGUCCCGGGCAGUCCAUGGGGCGGGGACGGCGUCGCCGCGGGCGCGGGCAGCCCCGAAGGGCAGCCGUUUAGGCACUGCGCUCUUGUCCCCGCAGGUCGCAACCAGGGCUGCCGGGUGCCCUCAGCCCCGGCUCCUGGAGCGCCCGCCGCGGUCCCCGCCUCCAUGGACGCCUUCAAGGGGGGUAUGAGCCUGGAGCGGCUGCCGGAGGGACUCCGGCCACCGCCGCCACCGCCGCACGACAUAGGGCCCGCCUUCCACUUGGCCCGCGCCACCGACCCCCGUGAGCCACUCGAGAACUCGGCCAGCGAGUCAUCCGACACGGAGCUGCCAGAGAAGGAACGCGGUGGGGAAGCCAAGGGGCCAGAGGACAGCGGUGCAGUUGGCGGAGGCUGCGGUGGCACAGAGGACCCUGCUAAGAAGAAGAAGCAGCGGCGGCAACGAACACACUUCACAAGCCAGCAACUGCAAGAGCUGGAGGCCACGUUCCAGAGGAACCGCUACCCUGACAUGAGCAUGCGGGAGGAGAUCGCUGUGUGGACCAACCUCACCGAGCCGCGUGUGAGGGUCUGGUUCAAGAACCGGCGAGCCAAGUGGCGGAAGCGCGAACGCAACCAGCAGCUGGACCUGUGCAAGGGCGGCUAUGUGCCGCAAUUCAGCGGCUUGGUGCAGCCCUACGAGGACGUGUACGCCGCCGGUUACUCCUACAACAAUUGGGCUGCCAAAAGCCUGGCGCCAGCGCCGCUCUCCACUAAGAGCUUCACCUUCUUUAACUCCAUGAGCCCGCUGUCGUCACAGUCCAUGUUCUCGGCACCCAGCUCCAUCUCCUCCAUGACCAUGCCGUCGAGUAUGGGCCCGGGCGCCGUGCCCGGCAUGCCCAAUUCGGGCCUCAACAACAUCAACAACCUCACCGGCUCCUCGCUAAACUCGGCCAUGUCGCCGGGCGCCUGCCCGUACGGCACACCCGCCUCGCCCUACAGCGUUUACCGGGACACGUGCAACUCGAGCCUAGCCAGCCUGCGGCUCAAGUCCAAGCAGCAUUCGUCGUUCGGUUACGGCGGCCUGCAGGGCCCGGCUACGGGCCUCAACGCGUGCCAGUACAACAGCUGACCGCCCAGCCCGGCCACGCGGGCCGGCGGCGGGCACAACGCCGAGGCGGAGGUGGGCGCGGAGGACCCUCGC
Orycteropus afer afer is the source of this 1244-nucleotide messenger RNA. RefSeq names its product paired like homeodomain 1 (gene PITX1). Gene Ontology annotation, biological process: anatomical structure morphogenesis; regulation of transcription by RNA polymerase II. Gene Ontology annotation, cellular component: nucleus. Gene Ontology annotation, molecular function: DNA-binding transcription factor activity, RNA polymerase II-specific; RNA polymerase II cis-regulatory region sequence-specific DNA binding. Lineage: Eukaryota; Metazoa; Chordata; Mammalia; Tubulidentata; Orycteropodidae. The record is from RefSeq and is a predicted model, not a curated record.